Messenger RNA from Stereum hirsutum FP-91666 SS1, 2276 nucleotides. RefSeq lists its product as uncharacterized. Lineage: Eukaryota; Fungi; Basidiomycota; Agaricomycetes; Russulales; Stereaceae. The record is from RefSeq and is a predicted model, not a curated record. Gene Ontology annotation, molecular function: mannokinase activity; ATP binding; D-glucose binding. Bases 20 to 1648 code for a protein of 542 amino acids. Gene Ontology annotation, cellular component: mitochondrion; cytosol. Gene Ontology annotation, biological process: intracellular glucose homeostasis; glucose 6-phosphate metabolic process; glycolytic process. The transcript has 9 exons.
ACUUCCCCAUUCCCCACCCAUGCCCCCCACAACCGCUCUCAUGCACGCUAACCCUGCUAACUUCAAAGCCAUCCUCGACGACAUCGAGCAGCAGUUCGAUCUCGACCAACAUGCGCUCGAUGUCAUCACUAACAAGUUCCUCGAGGACUUCAAUACCGGUCUAGGAAAAUAUGGCGAGCCGAUGGCCAUGAUUCCAACUUUCGUCACCAGCGUACCAGAUGGUACAGAGACUGGUACUUUCCUUGCACUUGAUCUUGGAGGAACAAACCUCCGAGUGUGUGAGGUCACCCUCAACGGAGACAAGACCUUCAGCCUUCGCCAGCAAAAGUACAAGGUCUCCGAGGCACUCAAGACAGGAGAAGCCACCGUAUUAUUUGACUACCUCGCCGACUCCGUCGAUGCCUUCCUCACCUCCCUCGGCCCGUCCGCAAAUUCCGACUCAGAAGCUACACACAUCCCUCUCGGACUCACGUUCUCCUUCCCCGUCGAACAAACCGCCCUCGACGAGGGUGUGAUUCUCACCUGGACCAAAGGUUUCGCUGCCAAGAACGCCAUCGGCAAUGACGUCGUCAAACUUCUUCAGGACGCCUUUGACCGGAAACACUUGCAUGUCAAGUGCGUGGCGCUCGUCAACGACACUGUUGGUGCGCUGUUAUCCCGAGCUUACCAGGCCGGUGGAUGCAUUCUCGGAUGCAUCUUCGGUACGGGAACGAACGGCGCUUACGUCGAGCAGGUGAAGAACAUCACCAAGCUGAAGAACUCCCCCGUCGCUGCCAAGGGCGGCGAAAUGAUCGUAAACACCGAAUGGGGAGCAUUCAACAACACCCGCACCAUCCUUCCCUCCACUCCGUUCGACAAUAAAGUCGACCGAGAAUCUAUCAAUCCUCGGUUCCAAGCCUUCGAGAAGUUCAUCUCAGGGAUGUACCUCGGCGAAAUCACCCGCAACCUCCUGCUCGCCCUCAUCGACUCCGCUCCCCAUCCGAUCCUCUUCGCCGGCAGAGCCAGUAAGAUCAUGAACACCCACUACGGCUUCGACACCGAAUACAUGUCCUUAAUAGAGGCGGCCUGGGAGUCCGAGGAAGAACCAUCCUCGGAUCCAAGCGCAUCUGGGCCGAAGCUCGCAGAGAAGAAGUUGUCGAACGGGAACCUGAAGACGAUCGAUGACGAGUCUUUGCUCGAUUUCGAGAAACCGCUGACGGCGGAGACGAUCAGGCCGAUUACGCUCCAUCGGUUGCAGAAGAUUAGGGACGUGUUGGUCAAGAAUGUGGGGUAUGAGCCCGAACAGGUAUCGUUGAGGGAUGCGGCGAUUGUGAGAUGGGCCUGUGCGAUUGUGGUGCAGAGGGCGGCGAGGUUGAGUGGGUGUGCGGUGGCGACGGUCAUUAAGCAGAUGGGCUUGGAGCAUAGGCUGAAGGAGGAGCUUGAGCAAGGAGGCGGAUGGAUCUCUGUUGGUGUGGAUGGAAGUUUGAUCCAACAUUAUCCGCGAUUCGAGGAGAGGAUGCGACACUCGUUGAGGAUGCUUAUCGGCGAGGAUCUCGAGUCCAAAGUGGAGAUCGGAUUGGCGAAGGAUGGAAGUGGUGUCGGUGCCGCGUUGUGUGCGCUCGUCGCCACCAAGGAAGCCCUCGUCUCGAAGAAGGAGCUCAACUCAUGAUCUUUAUCUCUAUUUCGCGCAAGAUAGUCGGAGGAAAGUAUAUUUGUAUCCGAAUCAAGAAAAGAAGAAGCAGAAGAAGAAUUCGCCGCACUACAAUGUUACUGUACUGUAAUACUACUGUUGAGCCGUCUGUGAUCCAACCACUCGUCACGCCACUCAAUCAUCCCUUACCCCUACCUCCACCUUCGCCACUAUCCACUUUCGCCGCCCACUUUGUUUCAAUCAUCUAUAUUCGCCGGUGUCCCGUUAUUGUUGUCUUCGUCGUUGUCGUCGCCACUGUUGUUUUAUUCAUAAUUUUUGUUUAACUCUACGAGCGUGUGUAGCCCGUGCAGCCUUGCUCCAGCGGUCCCCCCAGCUGCUCUACCCCUCAUCUCUACGAUAAAGACAUAGACUCGUGGUGGACCAUAGUACAUAGACCGAAAGGAAUUCACGAAUUAGAACGGAUCCAGUAUUUAUCGAGGAAACACGCAGUAGUAAGUAGACUUCAUUAUGAAAAUAGUGGAUCUGUGGUGUACUGUCUGUCAUUCGUGGUGUCCUAUGUGUGGUACUAGCAGGCCUGGGGUGUUUCUCCCGUUUCAACACCCGUUGUCUGUCAGUCUGUAGAACCAACGACUCCGACUAUCUGUCC